This is a messenger RNA of Pseudozyma hubeiensis SY62, 2856 nucleotides long. Its product is annotated as potential clathrin-associated protein AP-2 complex component. Gene Ontology annotation, cellular component: membrane coat; AP-2 adaptor complex. NCBI's taxonomy places the organism in Eukaryota, Fungi, Basidiomycota, Ustilaginomycetes, Ustilaginales, Ustilaginaceae. The transcript has a single exon. Gene Ontology annotation, biological process: intracellular protein transport; clathrin-dependent endocytosis. Bases 1 to 2856 code for a protein of 951 amino acids. The record is from RefSeq and is a predicted model, not a curated record. Gene Ontology annotation, molecular function: clathrin-cargo adaptor activity.
AUGGCACACAUCCGCCAAAAGUUCAAAGACGGUCAGCUGGACGGUUACCAGAAGAAGAAGUACCUCUCCAAGAUCGUCUUCACCUACAUCCUCGGCUACCAAGUCGACAUUGGCCAUAUGGAAGCGGUCAACCUCAUCGCCAGCACCAAGUACUCGGAGAAGCAGAUCGGAUACCUGGCCAUCACAUUGCUCAUGCAUGAAAACUCCGACAUUGUCCGGCUCGUCGUCAACUCGAUCCGCAAGGACCUGGAUGAGAUCAACGAAGUGAGCAACUGCCUCGCGCUCCAUGCCAUCGCCAACAUCGGCGGCAAGGAGAUGGCGGAAGCUCUUUCAGGCGACGUGCACCGUCUCCUCAUCUCGCCAACAUCCCGAAGCUUCGUCAAGAAGAAGGCGGCGCUCACGCUGCUCCGUCUGUACCGGAAGCAUCCCGAGGUGAUUCCGGCAGAGGAAUGGGCUCUGCGCAUCAUCGCCAUCAUGGACGACGACAAUCUAGGUGUGGCGCUUGCCGUGACAAGUUUGGUCAUGGCCAUGGCACAGGAUCAUCCGGAGGCUUUCGCGAGCUCGUAUCAGAAAGCUGUACAUCGCAUGCAUCGGAUCGUCGUGGAGAGCGACUUUACAUCCGAGUACAUCUACUACAAAGUGCCCAUCCCUUGGCUGCAGGUCAAGCUGUUGCGUCUGCUUCAGUACUACCCUAGCCCCGACGACCCUACGCUCAGAUCUACCAUCGAAACCGUACUAGAUACGAUCAUCAACAACUCGCAAGACAGUCCCAAAAACGUGCAGCACAACAACGCGCAAAACGCCAUCCUGUUCGAGGCUAUCAACCUCGCCAUCCAGCUCGAUACCGAAUCUGCGGUAGUAGCAAAGGCGGCUGUGUUGCUCGGCCGCUUCAUCUUGUCCCGCGAGACAAACGUGCGUUACCUGGGUCUCGACACCAUGGCUCACCUGGCAGCGUGUGCCGAGAGCUUGGAGCCGAUCAAGAUGCAUCAGAACACCAUCAUCCUUUCGCUGCGCGACAAGGACAUCUCGGUGCGACGCAGAGGUGUCGAUCUGCUGUACAGCAUGUGCGACUCGACCAACGCCAAAGUCAUUGUUGCGGAGCUGCUCAAGUACAUGCAGGUGGCGGACUAUGCGCUGAGGGAAGAGAUGGUGCUCAAGAUCGCUAUCCUCACCGAGAAGUUUGCGACCGAGUACAGCUGGUACGUCGACACGAUCCUGCAGCUCAUCAGCUCUGCGGGCGACCACGUCAGCGAAGAGGUGUGGUACCGCGUGAUCCAGAUCGUCGUCAACAACGAGGACGUGCAAGAGUACGCGGCGACCAAGGUGCUCGAGCACCUCAAGUCAUCGACGUGCCACGAGAACAUGAUCAAGGUGGGAGGAUACAUCUUGGGCGAGUUCGGCCAUCUGAUUGCAAACGAUCCCGGCGCGAGCCCCAUCGAGCAGUUCCACACGCUGCACUCACGGUCGCAUCUGUGUUCGCAAUCGACACGCGCAUUGCUGCUGUCGACGUACGUCAAAUGGCUCAACCUGUUUCCCGAGAUCCGCGAGCAGAUCCUGUACGUGCUCAACAGGUACAGGCACGUUCUCGAUGCCGAGCUGCAGCAGAGGGCGUGCGAGUACGUAGCUCUGGCAGAGAUGCCAGAUGAUGAUCUAUUGCAAGCGGUGUGCGACGAGAUGCCGCCGUUUGCGGAACGCUCGUCCUUGCUGCUCAGCCGGCUGCACAAGAAGCAUACGGAUACGGAGGACAAGAGGACGUGGAUCAUUGGCGGCAAGGACACCAACCGCGGAAGAGAACAGGCGAGGCUCGAGAGUCUCAAAAAGGGCAAAGCCAACGGUGGAGCCAUGCCGACGGGCAAUGCUGGCUCCGUCAUCCCAGCGGGUCACCGCAGCGAAGCGGUCACAGCCGAUGCCAUGCGCAACGGUGCAAACGACGAUACGGAGAAUGUGUUGGCCGGCUUGGAGGGACUCGAUAUGAGCGCACCGACGCCAGGGCUCGAAAAUGCGGGUCUCCUCUCGGAGCAGCCCUUGAUCGGCGGACAGACAACUCCAGGAAGCUCUGCAGCGACGACGCCAUCGACACCUCUCAACACGAAGCCACUGACUGCCGGUGCUGACAAGUUCUUCCAACGGCUGUGCUUUGCACCCGAAGGCGUGCUCUACGAAGACAGUCAGAUCCAGAUCGGGCUUAAGACCGAGUAUCACGGACAUCAGGGUCGCCUCGCGCUCUACUUUGGCAACAAGAUCGCGGUCAACUUCAACUCGUUCACGGUCUCUGUGCGGUCGCAGGAGCCUGCGGGGUUGAGCGUGACGGUGCCCAAGAUUGCGACCAACUCGCUGGGCGCCAUGACUCAGGCGCAGACGCUGGUGCUGGUGGAGUGCAAGGAACUGUUUACGCAGCCGCCGAUCCUCGAAGUGUCGUACCUGGCGGGAUCGCUGCAAGAGAUCCGGCUGCGACUGCCCGUGCUGAUGACCAAAUUCAUCGAGCCGGUCCAGCUAGGUGCGACUGACUUUUUCGAACGCUGGAGGCAGAUCGGUGGACCGCCUCGGGAAGCACAGAAGAUCUUUGGAUUCAAGCUCACGAAUGCGGGUGAGGUGGAUGUGGUCAGGCAGAGGAGGGUGUUGGAGGGGGCGAGGUUGCAGGUGUUGGAUGGGGUGGAUGCGAAUCCGAGCAACUCGGUGGCUGCCGGUGUGCUUCACAUGGCGAAUGCGGGUAAGGUGGGGUGUCUGUUGAGGUUGGAGCCCAACAGAGAUGCCAAGAUGGCGCGGUUGACGGUGAGGACGACGAACGAUCUGGCGAGCGCCGAGUUGUUGAGGGUGCUGUUGGCGGUGCUGGCCGUUGAUCAGGGCCGGCUUUAG